AAAUUUUUCAAAGUAGAGAAAUGGAUAUAUGGACUUUUUAAUGUUAUUGCUGCAUUUACGAUUUCGAGGUAUUAUUUUCUACAUAUAACCUUCGAAUUUAGGUUGUUUAUGUUGAAUAUAUACAUACUUGUUGUAAAAUGAAUUCAAUCCUAUAUGAUGAAUUAAGUAGGGAUAACUUAGCUUUAGAAGCUGCUCGACAACUUGAUCACAUAAAUGCUACUUAUAAAAAUAUAUCUCAACAACACAGAGAAUUAUUAGAAAUUAAUACUUCAAUAGUAGCCUACAUUGAAGAAAGUAAGUUACGAAUUUCCUCUCUUCGGUUAAAGUUAGCGAAUGAAGCGCAAUGCUCUUCUAAAGUUGCCGAUAUUUUGUCUAAAAAAUAAAGAGUGAAAAUGUCGAAUUCUCCUAAAACCCCAGAAAAAAGAACAAGUAAAUUUAGUAGUAGAUUGUUAUCUGUAUCCAGUAGCAAAACAAAUGUAUUUCACAAACACCAGAGUGCUAAAAACUUUAUCAUUUGGUAUAAACAAAUAAUUGAUAAUGAAAGACAAAAGCUUGGUUUGUAUUUAUCAGAAGAUGUUACUUUGAAAUGGUUUGGUCGUACAAUACGGUCCAGAAAGAAAGUAAAUAGUUUCUUCACUAAUCAUGUAGAGCAUUCAAAACAUUAUUUUACAUCGGUGGAAAGUAUAUCUAAGCUUCAAAUAAAGCAGAAUAUAUCUCCAAGACAAAGUGACUCAUUCAUAAGUCCAUCAUGUUCUCCUGAGUUAAGAGAAUUACUACCAAGGAAUGGUAAACGGAGAUUAUUUCAAUCACCUAGUAAUAGUCCUGAGUGGGCUCCAGGUUGUAGACCAGAUGAUGAAUUUGAUGGCACAGACAAAAAACGGCUGAAACCUGAUCAAAGUCAAUAUAAAAAUUUUGAGCAUUAUGUACUACAUGAAAAUAAUGAUUAUAAACAUAGUUCCUUUGAAUUGAAUAUCAAGGGUGAUGGUGUGAACCAACCUGUACAUGAACAGAUUACACCGUCUAACCUUGAAUGUGGCCAAGGUGACUGUUUGCCAUCAACAAGUAGUGAUUCCAAUAGGUCUCAUGAGAAUUUAAAUGCUCAGCUGCCAAAAUUGGCUGUGGAGUGCAAUGGUUAUGUAGAGUUUAUGCGCACAAGGAAUAAUAGGGCAGAUAGUGCAAAAUGGGAACGUAAAUGCAAAUUACAGAUAUGCUAUUCUGAAGAUCCUCUGAAUGUGGGUGACUUUAUAGUUUGGACGAUUUAUUAUAGUGAUGAGAGUAAGUGCAGACGUAAUCUUUUAGCUGAAUUUAAUAAGAUAGGAAAAGAACAACUUGAUUAAGAUUUGGUGAAUAUGACUCAAACCUGUUUUAUGAUUAAAAAUGUUGAUUUUGAUGUUCAUAAUAACAUUGUUAUGCAUGUUGGUUUUUCAUAUCUGGGACCAAAAGAAUCCUUAAUUUCUUGUUGCAAUUCUCUUUGACUUCGUUUAAAAGCUAGUAUGAAUUUAGAUUUAAACUAGUCCGAAAAUUUGGGGAGUGAUAUUCUCUAGAUAAGUUGAACUAAAAAGAAAAAUCCCUGAAAUUCUUUCAGGAUACAUUUUUAGCUUAUACCAUUGAAAUAUUUUUUUAAAUGUUAGAAUUACUUUUCAGUAAAUAAUUUUAUAUAUAUGGAUAUUUGGUUUUCUAAAAUUAUGUCUACAAUACAUGACCUAUGCAAUUUAAUUUAUUAUGUAGGUGUACAACAUGGAGUUGUGUAGCAAUUUUUAAUAAAAAUGCUUUAAUGAAAUAGUGUUGAACACUUCAAUAUUAAACCACAAUAAAAAACGGACCUAUAUCUUAACUGAAGAUAUUAUGUUUAAAAGUAAAGUUAUGACUCCCAACAGGAAUAAAAGGGCCUUGGAUUUUACAAUGAAGGAGCAUUGUAAAAUUAUACCAUAACUUUAUUGUACUUUAUAAUAUGUAAGUUUAUUUAACUUAAAAAGUAAAGAGGACCACUAGUUAUUUUGUUUGUGUUUUAAGAUGUGCUCAUGUUUUAAGAAUAAAAUAUA
Molecule: messenger RNA, 2042 nt
Organism: Pieris brassicae (large cabbage white)
Lineage: Eukaryota; Metazoa; Arthropoda; Insecta; Lepidoptera; Pieridae
Exons: 4
Coding region: 393-1337 (314 amino acids)
Source: RefSeq, a predicted model, not a curated record